Limanda limanda (common dab) is the source of this 3642-nucleotide messenger RNA. It is a transcript of the gene sh2d3cb, whose product is annotated as SH2 domain containing 3Cb. Bases 67 to 2733 code for a protein of 888 amino acids. The transcript has 12 exons. Gene Ontology annotation, biological process: positive regulation of peptidyl-serine phosphorylation; small GTPase-mediated signal transduction. NCBI's taxonomy places the organism in Eukaryota, Metazoa, Chordata, Actinopteri, Pleuronectiformes, Pleuronectidae. The record is from RefSeq and is a predicted model, not a curated record. Gene Ontology annotation, molecular function: guanyl-nucleotide exchange factor activity.
UACAGUUCUCUACGACGUUUUCAUGUCCGAGUUCUUCAGGAAACAUCAUCUUCAAACGUCUGAGCCAUGAUCAAACGGAAACUGAGUCUCAGGUGGUUCGGGAGCCUCAGCAAUCUCUCGGGCCGCCGCUCCUCCUCCCCGGGCAACAUACAGGCCCCGGAGCCUGAUGGGAACCGAGCAGAGCCUGAUGGGAACCGAGCAGAGCCUGAUGGGAGCCGCUGUGGGAACCGAGCAGCAGCUGGGGACCAGUCCGUGGACGACAUGGAGGCGUGUCUCCACAGCCCCGGCUACGCCCGCUCCAGUGACAUGUACACACACGUGGGCACGGUGCCACGCAGCGACCGGCAGAAGAAGAGCUUCAAGGGUCUGAAGGAAAAGAUGAAGAGGAGGAAAGAGGAGGAGGAGGAUGGGGGGGUGAGUGGAGGGCAGGGCCAGUGCAAGGCGGGGGAGCAUGUCCCAGACUCCCUCCUGCUCAGUGCCUUGUCCAGCCUCACUCUGACUGGUCUGGACCGGCCUGUUCCUGUUCCUGUUCCUGCAGCGACCCGGCCGCUACCCGCCACUCCGACCCCCAGCCGGGCCUCACCUUUGACCUCUGGCCCCGAAGGCUUCAGUCGUCCUCCAGGAGAACUCGAUAAGAGCCGAGACAAGAUCAAGGAUGCUUUAGAAACCAGUAGACCUGUGAAAUAUCCAUCCAACAUGGCCACCACCGGACCCAAAGUGUCUCCAGCGCAGGACGUGUACGUCCCGAUGGACCCGAUCACCGAGGCCGCUCGAGACCCCCAGAGAGAGAAGCAGCAGAGAGACCCCCAGAGAGAGAAGCAGCAGAGAGACCCCCAGAGAGAGAAGCCGGGUCACGUGACCGACGGCAGUGGAGAGUAUGUGAAGUUCUCCAAGGGGAAGUUCUGGUUGGAGCCGGCGUCAGAGACUCAGAGGAAGCAGCUGGAGGAGGAGCUGAAGCUGAGCGGCACGAACCUGAAGAGCAACGCCUGGUACCACGGACACAUCCCCUGGGAGGUGUCGGAGAGUCUCGUGGGUAAACAUGGUGACUUCCUCAUCAGAGACUCCCAGUCCAGUCAGGGAGACUUUGUCCUCACCAGCCACUGGGAGGAGAAGACACUUCACUUCCUCAUCAGGAAGACGCUGGUUCAGGCCGGUGAGACGCACACCCGGGUCCAGUUCAGCCUGGGGGGGGGCGCCUUCGACACCUUACAGGCCCUGGUCCACUUCCACAUGGGCAGCAGGACGGCUCUGACCCCGUGGAGCAGCGCUCAGAUUCAUCAGCCAGUUACCAGGACGCUGCCGCUCAGUUACCUGGAGACGGCGUUCUGCACCGUCACCAGAGGGCCGGGGGGCGGGGUCACGGGUGGAGAGGACAGGGUCCGUCCCAGGAGUCCUUCCUCUCUCGUCCACAAGGGGGCAGACAUGAGCAGAGGACAGGACGGACAGACUCGGUCCACUUCAGGAGAAUCAACUCUCACUUCUCCAAACAUCCACACCUCACGGUCCAGAAGCCCUUGCUACCCUCCCACAACCCUUAUGGCUCCAUCUCCAUCCUUCUCCAGGAGCUUGAACACCACUCAGGCCACGCCCUCCCCGAGCAGCACCCUCACCAGACAGCGUAACCAUAGAUACCAUCCGAAGCCGGACCCUCCGUCCUCUGAUGCAGACGGAAGCUGCUACACGGAGCUGUACCCCGGUCCUCAGAGCUACGUGGAGAGGCUGUGGGCCGAGGAUGGGACUCUGGGUGUGGAUCCACUGAGGCUGGAGGACGGGAACGUGUACUUCUCACCCGUAGUGGAGGCGUUUUCUUCUUUCAAACCGAGCAGGUACACGUCCUCGCUGAUGCCUGAGCAGAAUAAGCCUUUGGAGGUUGGGAUUCUGCGAAGAGUGAAGGAGCUUCUAGCCGAGAUCGACCCCAGGACGGCAGCCCAACACAUCACCAAGGCUGACUGCAUGGUGGCCAGGAUUCUGCCGGUGACCCCGGAGGUGCAAAGGAUGAUGGGAGUCAGCUCCGGGAUAGAGCUGCUCACGUUGCCACAUGGCCAGCAGCUGAGACUGGACCUGCUGGAGAGGUUCCACACCAUGGCCAUCAUGUUGGCGGUGGAUGUGUUGGGCUGCACCGGGACCAACGAGGAGCGAGCUGGGCUGCUUUACAAAAUCAUCCAAAUCGCAGCCGAGCUCAAGAGCACCAUGGGAAACAUGUUUGGUUUUGCUGCCGUCAUGAGAGCUCUGGAGCUGCCGCAGGUGUCUCGUCUGGAGCAGAUGUGGACGGCGUUACGGCAGCGACACACAGAGGGCGCUAUUCUCUACGAGAAAACUCUAAGGCCAUUUAUGAAGAGCCUCAAUGAUGGGAGAGAAAGUUGUCCUCUGUCCAACACCACCUUCCCCCAUGUCCUCCCCCUCUUGUCUCUGCUGGAGAAGAGUGUGGCGUUGGGUGAGGGGACGGAGCCCUGGGAGACGUUGGAGGUCGGUAUGGACGUGGUCAUGUUCCACCUGGGGGCGGCGAGGACCAUCGCACAGCUGGGCGGCAUUUACCAAUCCAACGCUCAGAGCAAACUACAAGGUUUCCAGGAGCAGGCCGAGGUCCUGGAGCUCUUCCUGACAGACUUCCAGCUCAGGUUGCUGUGGGGUAGCAGGGGAGCCCCGGAGAGCCAGGCUCUGCGAUACACCAAGUUCGACCAGGUGCUGACGGCCUUGUCCAACAAGCUGGAGCCGCCUCUCAGAUCACACUGACCUCAGACCUGGACCAGUGGCCGGUCCCAUUCCCCCUCAUGGAGUCUGUUCUCAAUGAAACCUACUCAGCAGCUUUUGGAAGAGUUUGCACAAUGAUGUUUUAAACAGGGAGGUUCCUGCCACAAAUGCACACGAGUGGCAGUUUGACUUUGGACAUGUAACUCUGACUCUUAUCAAUGCACCGUCUCUGUCGGUCAGACACUUGAAAGCUGAAGCAAACCUUCCUGUCGCUCUUUGAUUCAGAUUCCUGAUGAAACUUCAUUCAGAAGGACGACUACAGGCUUCAAAGUGGUUCUGAUUCUUAAUGCUUUGUUUUUGUACCGUGUUUGAAACCAAGCCCGACUGGUCUGACUCAGGAGAAGCAUUCAAGAGUUGUUGAAUAAAUGGACGACCAGACCAGAUAAACAAGAUCAUUCAAAGACUUUACAACUGAUCAGUUAUUCUUUUAGAACAAAGAUUUCUCUGUUUCCCUGGAAUACUGUUAAAGAUGGAAUGAGAUGAAGGAGAUGGAGAUGAACCGACCCUGAAUACAAUGGUACAUCACAAAGGUACACAACGUUUGUACUGCCUUACAUAGCGUUAAAGUCUAAUCUGUAUAUGAAAUAUACUACUUUGCAUUUUAUUAGACAUAUCCAGGUCCAUCGGUGCAUCAUUAAUAUGUUAAUGAGUCUUACCAGAGGACUUCAUCUGUUCCACAGUGAACUCAAUAUUAAUAUAUGACCUAUCAUAUCAGAUAUGAGUGUAAACAUGUUGUUUGGUGCUUUUGUUCCUGAGAUGAGGCUGAGCCUCCGUGUGUCGAUUGGUUAAUAUAUAGAAAUGUUGUUGAUCUUAAGGCUGGACCUUCCCCUGAAUUCAAAUGUUCACCAACUGUAUCUUAUAUUGUAAAACCAAGUAACAUAAUAACAUUGU